Molecule: messenger RNA, 990 nt
Organism: Exophiala bonariae
Lineage: Eukaryota; Fungi; Ascomycota; Eurotiomycetes; Chaetothyriales; Herpotrichiellaceae
Exons: 2
Coding region: 1-990 (329 amino acids)
Source: RefSeq, a predicted model, not a curated record
AUGUCUUCUGCUUAUCUGAGGCACGCGCCUCCUUCUCCUCCAGAAAUUGCCUCUGCUGCUGUGGUUCAAGUAUAUGCUUUACAAGCCGGUCAUUUCUCGCUUCCUGAGCGGUUUUUUGUCCACCCUGCAUCCAACACGGCUCGACGAACCGUCCCAUCACUAUCUUUUCUUAUUGUUCACAGAGAUCAAGCUACAAACCGAACAACAAGGAUUGUCUUCGAUUUAGGCCUGCGCAGAGAUGCGAAUCGUUACCCUGAACCCAUCCAGAAGCAUAUCGAGACCAGACAACCUUUGACAACCUUGCCAGAUGUGACAGAGAGCCUUGCUGCAGGCGGGUUGUCACCAAAAGAUAUAGACUAUGUUAUUUACUCCCAUGUUCAUUGGGACCAUGUUGGCGAGCCCAGAGAUUUCCCAUCAAGUAAAUUUGUGAUUGGACAUGGCGCUUUAGGCUUACUGCAUGGCCGUGGUGCCUAUUUGCGAGGGAGUCACUCGUUUUUUGAAGCCGACCUUUUGCCACCGGAGCGGACAAUACAGCUAUCCAAUCCAUAUGAAACGACGGAGGAAGAAAUCGGCACACACAAGGCGUUGGCAGAUGGGCCCAACUUCCAUCAAGAUUGGACAUCGUACAACAACCUCCCCCGAGUACUCGAUAUCUUCCAUGAUGGCAGUCUAUACAUCGUGGAUGCUCCUGGGCAUUUACCUGGACAUAUCAAUUUGCUAGCAAGGACUGGUCCUUUGAGUACUGUGUAUUUGGCAGGAGAUGCAUGUCACGACCGAAGAAUUAUGCGCAAUGAGCGCCAAAUAGGGGAGUGGCUCGACAACGAAGGGCAUAUCUGCUGCAUACAUGCAGAUAAACACUUAGCACAGCAGACCAUUGAACGAAUCCGGGAGUUGGAAUCAAGGGGGACCGAGGUAAUCUUUGCGCAUGACCAUGAAUGGGAAGGUGAUUCAAGAAACAAAUCACGCUUCUUUGGGGAGGCAAAGCUUUGA